Messenger RNA from Cydia strobilella, 5913 nucleotides. It is a transcript of the gene Spred, whose product is annotated as sprouty-related, EVH1 domain-containing protein 2. Gene Ontology annotation, molecular function: protein kinase binding. NCBI's taxonomy places the organism in Eukaryota, Metazoa, Arthropoda, Insecta, Lepidoptera, Tortricidae. Gene Ontology annotation, biological process: multicellular organism development; negative regulation of MAPK cascade. The record is from RefSeq and is a predicted model, not a curated record. Gene Ontology annotation, cellular component: membrane. Bases 190 to 1419 code for a protein of 409 amino acids. The transcript is spliced from 12 exons.
GCCACCUGUCGCGCAGUCACCACGCUUUCAUUGAAUAACCGGGACUGUUUUCUUGACGCAAGCGUACUGAGGCCCAACAAAGGGCCGAAAUAAGAACGAUUCGCAAGUGAAUCUGAUGUAUUUAUGUCAUAAAAAUGGUGAAAUCUGUGAAGUGGCGAGUAGAAAUUAGGAUAUUCGACGUGUCGAAUCAUGACCGAGGCAUCUGAAAGUGUCUGCGUGGUGCGUGUGCGGGCGCAAGUGAUGUGUCGCGACGAAGGCACCGGCGGCUGGGUCGCCCUCGGGGGCGGAGGCCUGGCCGACGUGAUGGUGGGCAAGCGGCAGCGCGCGGCAGGGGGCGACAGUAAUGGCGACACGUCAUCUUCGUCCGCAAACGCACCGACACACGAUUUCUUCAUACACGGAAAACGGAUCAGCGACAACAUGGUGGUUUUAGAAUGCACAAUAAAAAAGGAUUUCCAGUACAACAAGGUGAUGCCAACGUUCCACCACUGGGUCACGGAGGAGAAGCGUUUCGGCCUCACUUUCCAGACGGCCGCGGAUGCGCGCGCAUUCGACCGCGGCGUGCGGACCGCCAUCGAGGAACUGUUAGACGGUCUGGGCGGGGCGUGGCCUGCGCUUCACGCGUACAAAAAACACAAUCCAGCGCCGGCCGACGACGAUGAGGAACAAAACAUAUUUGAGUGUCUAAAUCUACCCACGGACUCCCGCUCGAGCUCCGAGAACUCCACGGCGAGUCGCGUCCGACACGCUCACGACCUCACGCAGACACCCAUCCUCUCCGCCAUCAACCUGCCGCGCCAUCACGAUACAAUGAAAACAUACGAGAUCCAGUAUGAAGAUAAAAUGGUUGACGACGAUCCGGAGAGGUGUCCAUACGUACAUCUGUCAGCUGUGCACGAAUACACGUAUCCGCAAGUGGGUCCGGGUGGCAUGAUCAGCUCUGAGAAGUCCUCGCCCAACACCAAACCACCAUUAUUGAAACGGGACUCAGGGUCGAUAAAGAAACAUCCGUACAGCGGGCCACCGCCGCUGCCCGACAAGAAGCCAACUGAAACCUUCCAGGCGAGACUCAAAUGCAGGCAUUGUCACGAAUGGUACCUAGAGAGUGCGAACAGAGCUGGUGCGUGUGAAUUUGCUCCGGACGCCUUCAAGACUUGUAUCGACGCUGUUUCCUGUAUCAAAUGUGCUCAGUGUAUGCUGUACCACUGCAUGUCGGACGCGGAGGGAGACUUCGCCAUGCACCCGUGCGCGUGCGCACCCCCAGACCACGCCUGCGCCAAGCGGUGGGUGGGCAUCACGCUGCUGUCGCUGCUGGUGCCGUGCCUGUGUUGCUACGCGCCGCUGCGCUGCGUGCACCGCGCAUGCGCGCGCGCGCACGUGGCGGGCGGCGCGCACCGGCCGCGCGCGCAGGACCAGUAGCGCAGGGGGCCGGGGGGCCGACCCGGCGCCCACCCACCACCAUGUGUCGCUCAACCCAGGGUGAGCCCCAGCGGCUCGCUGCUGGCGCCGAUCUGUCACAACACUCAAAGCCCCACGUGUAUAUCGGCCCCAUCGUGCGGCUCGCCGAAUACGACCGCUCCGUCGUAUUUGACACCGCUGGGAAGCCUGCCGAAUGAAACUUUAGAAAACACAAGUGAUACUCCGCCUCUGUCGCCUCCGAGCGCGUCGACGUUAAGCCCGCGGGCGGAAACGAUAACGUCCGCGGCGAAUUCGCCGAGCGCGCCGUGGUUGACGCCGCUUCCCAGUUCGGUGAGCACCGAGUCUUCGACGCCGAUCGCGAGUCCGCUGCGCGAGGACUCGUCGAGCAGUUCGCCAAGUAUCGACCUGCCUUUGACGCCGCGAACCGCUAAACCGUCGCCCCGGGACAGUCCGAGCGUCGAAUCACCGUUGACACCGUUAGGAUCUCCACCCCUCAAAGCGUCGGGUAGUUCACCCGACUCACCAUUAACACCGUUAGGAACUCCACCCCUCAAACCGUCGUGUAGUCCACCCGACUCACCUUUAACACCGUUAGGAACUCCACCUCACAAACCGUCGGGUAGUCCACCCGACUCACCUUUAACACCGUUAGGUAAUUUACCGCCGACCCCUAGCCCCCCGAGCGCUGAUCUCCCGUUAACACCGUCGGGCAGUCCGUUCCCAUUAACUGGCAGCUCGCCGAGUGCGCAAGUGACAUCGUCCGAUAGCCCCCCGAGUGCUGACUUGCCCUUAACGCCUCCGUGUACCCCGGCUUUACCGGUGACACCUAGCCCCCCGAGCGCUAGUCUGCCUUUAACACCUAAAUCUUUGGUGGAUCAGAAUAGCUCUUCGUCGAAUGGCACGGAAUGAAACUAAACCACGAUGGUUGAAUUUGGCUGUGUUUUGCGGACGUGACAAGACUGCGUUAAGUUAAAUGAAAAUUAGACUGGCGCUAUCGGUUAUACUUGGCGAAUAAUCAAUGGGAACUGACGCUGAAAAAAAUGGUGUAAAAGGCCCUUAUUAACGUCACAAAGAGAGUUUUAAAAAGGUUAGUAAACUUCGCUAUUACACCAUACACGAGAGAAAUUGGUGAACAUUUAAUUUAGAAAUAGAAGCAUCCUAGCGAACGCUCCCGAAAGGUAAAACAGUAUUUUUAGAAACACAGGCUGUUACUAUUGCAUACAAGAGAUAUUUUCAGUGCAAGUGAUUUAAAAGGCAAACAAAAAUAACGCAUAUUUUAUAGUAGUUGUAACAAGAUAUAAUGCGAGACGAGCUGUUAUUUAUAAUAUAUGGUUGUGUAUUUAUUUACCAAUGGAAUCUUUGAGAUGCCGAAAUGGAAAUGAAAACUGGAAGGGUUGCCAAAUUUUGGUAUGAAAUGUACCCAAACUUGGCACGGCAGUGAAAUGGACAGUGAAUAAAGUGUUGUGGACUAAUAAGUUUAAAGAAAAAUAUUUUCCAAGCGAAAAUAGAAAACACGGAAGCAUCACUGAAGUGUGCCUAGUUUGGUAACAAUUUUCGUAAUGAAAUUGUGUGAAAAGACAGUGUUGACUUGGCAAUUAAUAUUGUGGUGUUUUUAGUGGACCGGGAGAAUUGAAAGUCCUGAGGAUUGUGCUUUCGAAAGAUAUCGCGAGUUGGACAAUGAAAGAGUAUACUCUAAAAAGGAAAUGGAAAUGUGAGAAAAGAAUGACUAAAGUAAGGUUAGUUAAAUUUCCAGUUUUUGAUACUUACACUAAAUUUUAAAUGCGUUUCGAAACUUCUGUUGUUUCACAAUUUAUCAUAAAUACGUUACAGAUGUUUAGACUUUGCAAUGUUGCCAUAUUUAAAUGAAUGUUGCCACUCUAUGAAUUGUUAAAUUAUUUAGCAUUUAUGGAAUAUCUGUAUGGUAUUAAUUCGUCAUGGUUAACCUAACCUUACAUGUAUACUUUACUGAGGAGUAUUGUGCCAUGCUAUUUAAUGUAAUUUUUACGUAUGAAGUCCUUUUACAGUAAUAGUUUAUUGCAAGAUGAAAAUUAGGCGUAAUAUUUGUUAAAAAAAAGCUAAAACGUUGUAUGUUAAUAAUGCGGAAAUUUACAAUAAAAUGCUAAGUAUUUAUCAAGAACAGUGUUAUUAAAUGACAUUGGUUCCGUAUCGUGUUUAACGCCACGUGUGCGGCGCGUUAUUGUGAACCUUGUCGCAAUGCACGAAGGUUGAUAUUGGGCUGUAGCUUCGCGCGUCAGUUGACGUCUUUGGCGGUGAAAGGGUUGUUUGAAUCGACUAUUAUUGUAAUGGACUUCACGCGUUUCUUUAAAAUUAGUACAAGAGGUUGUCUGCUUAUUCAGUCUUAUAUUUCUUCUGUCUUCCAUGAAUUUUAGGUAUUCUAGCUUUUGAUUGUUAAUGCGUUUGUUAGAUCUGUUAUUAAUCUCAUUCUACGAUCUGUUAAGUAGGUUUUGAUGCUAGUUUUUAUAAAGAACAAUUGGAUCUUUAUAAAAACUAGUUAUAUAUAUAUACUUGUCAAAUAUGAGAGUAUAAACGAAGUGAAAAUUCUAUUUGAACAUGUUACAUAUCUAUGAUGGAUACUUACAUGGAAACCAUAGUAUUAUAUUUUCCAGAGCUGCAUGUUGAAAUAGGUAUAUGUAUACAAUAUUGAUAUAAUCAAGCUUUUCAAUUUCGUGCCAUACUUAGGCCACUCAGCAAGCUUCGUGGCCUAAACACGGCACUCGACUGAAAAUCACCCUAUUGUAUCACGAUUGUAUAAAAUACGAGUACUAAUACUUUACACGACACUUUGCUGUAAGAAACAUUUGUAUAUUCUAAAAUAUUUCUGCUGACUUGACAAUUUUCUUGAAUACAUACUUUGUAUUAAUUAGAAUUAUUCAAACUACGCGUAGUAGAUUACCUAUAGUCUGUGUCAACUUUUUGACAUUCAAGUGACCCGUUUAUCGCAGACUAUACUAUGAAAACCAUACACAUGUCAAGUUGUAUUUUUUGCGAAAUUCUUUAAUAUUUAAUUAAGGAAAUAUUGGUUAACACUCGAUACUUUAAGAAUAAGGAGUAUCGAAUUGAUCGAAGCAUUUCCAUCGGGCGUGUCAAAAAAGUCAAUAUUAUUGAUUGAUGGCAUUAUUAUUGAUGUUAAUCAGUAAUGCUGUCAAUAAAAAUAAUACUGAUGGGAGUGAGUCGAACGUAAUGUCACUUUAACAACAGAUUAUUCGUGUUAAAAUAAGACUUUGUCUAUGGUCGCCAUUUUAGGCAACGCUGUAAUACAAUCAUCCUAGAUAAAGCAUUCUGUCUCUUUUAUAUAGUGAGAAAGCUAUAUCAAGGAGGAUUGCUCCUUAUAAUACAUGUAUUAUAAAUGGUAGUAACUGGCAACAAGGAUAUCUUGGGUUGCCAGUUUUUCCAUUUGAUGCUAGCGCCACCCCAUACACUGUCAAUUUUAUUGCGCAAUUUCAGACACCCCUAGAAGCCUAGAUGUUUGGAUACCUGAGAUUGCGAAAAAAAAAAUGAUUUGUCUAUGGGAUACCUAAAGCUAGCGUGUACAAAGUUGUCUGUGCGGCUGACCAAGGCGAAUUCUGUCACAUUUGAUAAGAAAAAUACAUUUGGCCAACAGUACGUAUAACUUUGUACGAAUUUUUAAAGAAAUAUUAAUGUUUUGUGGGAGUUAAAAGUAAAUCGUAUAUUAAGGUACCUAAUGUAUUUUAAAGUAAUCGCGCAUUUUCAAUCAUUUCUGUACGAAUAAAUAAUCUAGUUUUCAAAUUUUUUAAUGCCUUUUCUAAAAUAUAUUUUCAUUCGUUUGACAAUCUUAUUCCGUUAAAUAAAUGAGUAAAUGACCAACUUUUUUGUACAUUUAUAUAAUAGGGUUAUUCCACGGUCGAGUUGUAAGCCGCGUUGCAGUCGCUCUUUGGUAACUACAAAAACAUGAGAAAUUCAAUAAAAAAAUUAGUUGAAAAAAUUUAACAACUUCGGUGUUUCACGAUAGAUGGGCUCAAUCGCGGGUGCCGAAAGGUUAGAUUUUAUCGCGUUCGCGAUAUGACUUAGCUAUUGUCUAAUCGCGAUCGCGAACUUGUCAGGACCGUAUACAGAAAAAAAACAAUAACUAUACAGAGUGGAACAAAACGGUGUCCGAAGUGAGACUCGUCGCCAAAUUACAUCUCGACAUUCUAAUCGUUAUUCCGCAUAUUUUUUUAAAUAUGAUAUCGUAAUGUAAGUAAAUGUAUUAAGUGUUUAAUAUUACACUAAGAAUAUUUUAAUUGUUUUUUUAAUAUUAACAAUGUCUCGUUUGGAAAAAUCUUAGCUAGAAAUAAAAAGAGACUUUACUAUAGUUAAUUUAAUUUCUUUAAGGAUAAAUUAUAAUAAAUGAAUGUUUUAGUGUUUUAUCGAUUGUAAGCAUGAUAAAUUUGAAUAUAAACCAAAGUUUAAGUAUGUGAAUGGUUCAUAUGAAUAUAAAUGUAAUUGAAAUAAUGAAAUAAAUAAUCGUAAAUA